Messenger RNA from Schistocerca serialis cubense, 747 nucleotides. Its product is annotated as translation initiation factor IF-2-like. NCBI's taxonomy places the organism in Eukaryota, Metazoa, Arthropoda, Insecta, Orthoptera, Acrididae. The coding region runs from base 1 to 747 and encodes 248 amino acids. The record is from RefSeq and is a predicted model, not a curated record. The transcript has 2 exons.
AUGGAGAAUUCUCGUCCAGUACAAGUUGCAGGUGGAGAGUUGGGAGGGCGACCAGGGCGUACUGCACAGAGGCCGGCCGCCGCGCUGGGCCGCGCGGCUGGCAGCCGCUGCCGACGGGCCGGGGCAGGGCGCGGCGGGAGGCGCCAUCGAUCGUCGGCGGCGUCCUACGGGGGGGGGGGGGGGGCGGCGGGGGCGGCAGAGGCGCGGCUGCGGGCUGCGGGCCGCCACGGCCGCUUUGUGCGCCACCCCGCCCCCUGGCCCUCGGCCCGCGCCGUGCCCUCGCCUCACCCUCGCACUCACCCCUGCCCGGCACAGAAACACGGCUGCAGCGGGCUUUUUACAGCAGCCGGCAACACGUGCGACGCCCCGCCGCCAGAUUACGGCUCGCGCCCGGGCGCGGCCGCUCGCCAGGUGGCCCACACCUCGCGCCGUCUCGCGCCGCCUGCCCGCUGCCCCGCGCUGAGCGACGGCAGCCGCCAGCAGCCCGCUGCCAUACACACGUACCUGCAUCUACUCAUGCAAACACCUCAGUUAGGAAGUGGACCUAAUUACACCAGUAGCGUGGUUGCAUGCUACCUUUACCAGGACUUCCCACUUCCUGGACCAACUUCGCUGCCUCCGCCCCCUGCCUGCGUGUUGCCUGGAAGCGCCGCAGCCCAGGCGGUGCGCGUCUCGAGAGCUGCGGGCGGCGGAGGUGCGGGGGCGGAGGCGGGCGCGGGGGCUGCGCCCGGCGAGGCGCCGUCGUAA